Molecule: messenger RNA, 1356 nt
Organism: Plasmodium knowlesi strain H
Lineage: Eukaryota; Apicomplexa; Aconoidasida; Haemosporida; Plasmodiidae
Product: conserved Plasmodium protein, unknown function
Exons: 1
Coding region: 1-1356 (451 amino acids)
Source: RefSeq, a predicted model, not a curated record
AUGAAUAAACUCCUAGGCGUUGUUCUUUACUUUUUCGUCCUACACAAACAGUUAGAUGCAAAAAAUGGAAAUUUGCGAAGCAGUGAUGUGAAAAAUGAACAAGUUGAAAAAGGAAAAAAAAUUACGACUGGAUGGAUCCCUUAUUAUUUACCCCCCAAAGGGCAGACUAUACCAAUUGCUCCUUUCGAUGCUCUUCCAGAGAAAACUACUUUUAGAAAGUCAGCCGACAUGAGAAAGGAUGCGGAAGAGGAACAGGAAGGUGAAGAAAAUGCAAAUAGUUUAAUCCAAUCAGGUAAAACAAACGAUGCAGAUUUUCAGCUUAUGCUUCAAAUAGUUGAAGGUGCAGAUAACUCGACAGAUGUGCAGGUGGAGGGAGGGUUCUCCCCAGAUGAUCUUGUGGACACGGGAGUGCCGACUGGUGAGGUAGACAAUUUAGAGCAGGGAAAAGAAGCAUUGCUUGAAGAACUUGCGGGUCAUAUGGCUAAACAUACAAAUGGAUUAGUAGCAGAGUUGGUGGAAGAACCCGUGACUGCCCCCGCUGAUAAGGAAACAGGUGUUGCAGGUGAUAAAAGUGGAGAAGUGCCAGAGGGAGCAAAACCCCUGCCCGUGCAUGAAGGCGACGAAGUUUCAGUUGAAGAGAGCCAAGAAGGGACACCCUUGGUGGCAGAGCAGGCCGUAGAGGAGAUUGUGCCUAGCCAACCUGAAGAUGUUAGUGUACCUAACCAACCUGAAGAUGUUAGUGUACCUAACCAACCUGAAGAUGUUAGUGUGCCUAACCAACCUGAAGAUGUUAGUGUACCUAACCAACCUGAAGAUGUUAGUGUACCUAACCAACCUGAAGAUGUUAGUGUACCUAACCAACCUGAAGAUGUUAGUGUACCUAACCAACCUGAAGAUGUUAGUGUACCUAACCAACCUGAAGAUGUUAGUGUACCUAACCAACCUGAAGAUGUUAGUGUACCUAACCAACCUGAAGAUGUUAGUGUACCUAACCAACUUGAAGAUGUUAGUGUGACUGAGCCCGACGAAAGAAACAACAGCGAAGUCGACACCGCGGAAGAAACAAGCGAAGAAGAAAACUUUUAUCAUAUGGAAGAAGACGAUGAAGAUGAAGAUGAGGAUGAAAUGGGAGAUGAAGAAUUCGAAGAUGAUUACGAUAUCGUAAUGCACAAAAUAAAUGAUGAUCACGAACAAGGUACCCCUUCGAAUGAUGGCUCAAAACAUUUGACCAGAGCAGACAUAGUAGUUAUGCUUGCCGUGCGAAACAUGUUAAGUGCGUUAAAUGAUGACUACGGAAUUAUGGAUUUCCUCACCGGUUUUAACCCUAGUGUGAUUAGUCCUUUUUACAUUCUUUGA